UCCUCUCCUCUCAAGUCGAAAAAAAAUCCCGCUGUUUCACAUGCGAGUAGUGCGUUGCAUUGACAAACAACCGCAACUGCCCUGUGGCGGCAUUACACUGUAAUUUUUACGCCUCUGAUCACGGCUGGAACCCAAGCAGAAAGGCCACUCUGCACUGUCAAACUGGUUAUCGCUAAGCUGCGUCCACGAUGUCUUUGAGUGAGGUGAUGUUAAAAACGCUGAUUCCCAGCAACUUUUUGGACUCAGACGACGAAGAGAUAAAGUCGUUAACGUGCACUACGGAGAGCGAUGAUUUGCAGAAAAAUCAGUAUACCAACUACAACAUGUUCAACGACUACUUCGGGCUCAGUAAUCUGGUGCAAAAAGUGCGGCUCGCUAAUAAUGAUUUCCCGUAUCUCGGCAGCGAUGGCUACGGCGGCAAACUGCACCGUCGUGACCGAUUUGACAGCAUUGAUUCGGAGAACUCGUCUUCUGGAAGCUGUGAUUCCUUCACGGAUCACGGCCUGACAUUCGGCGAGGGAUCAUUUCAGCCAUUUAGCACAUCAUCUAUCCUGCACAGUGCAGGGAAAAGGAAAGAAGUUGCGUUGCCGCCAAGUCGAAGGCUCGGAAAGCCGACCGCGCGAAGCUCAGCUCCCGGUGCAAAUCGUCAAGUGUGCGUGUUCUGCAGAAACAACGGUGAGAGCGAGGAGGUGUACGCUUCACAUGUGUUAAAAAGUGCCGAUGGGAAAACUACUUGCCCGAUCCUGAGAGCCUACACUUGUCCGAUUUGCAAGGCAAGCGGCGAUGAUUCGCAUACGAUAAAAUAUUGCCCGCAAAAUCAGCAAACGCAAGGAAAUGGCCAGCUUCCUCCUCCACCAGUCAAACCACCAACCAGCACAGCACAGCCAAUCGCUCGCUCCACGCGGGGAAUAAUGCCGCCAAAACGCCGCUAGACUAAACUCCAACAACUACCAUAUUAAAUAGUUAUACCCUAACAGGGGUUCGUGCACAGAGUUUGUAGGAAAUUCAUAGUUUAUAUUCACAUUUUGUUGGGAUUCGCUACGGCGACGGUUGUUGUGUUAUUUGUUUACCCGACAUGGCGAUGUGCUAAUUUAUUAGGAGUUUCUUAACACACGACUUCUACAUGAAAAUUGUAGAAGGAAUAUUAUUAUUAUCUUAAUUCACGUUGAACGAUCAAGUGAUCGCAGUAUUUUUCGUCAGAUUAUCGGAUGCGAGGCUUUCGCUUUCGAUUUUUGCAGCCGUGAAUUUUCAUGAAUGAAAUGGCGCGUUUUUUUCGUACGUACUAUUAUUAUAAGGAAUGAUAUUUUACUCACAAUCCACUUACUACCCAGUCUCGCCAGACGUUGUGUAAAUUUCAAGAAUCCAGUCUUGCUCUAGAGGCUUAAUUUAUCGAAUAUAUACCAUUGUAAAAUUUUUGAAUUAUAGCAGAAUAUUCUAAGAGAUAUUGAAUUUUCACCCUUUAAGUGUAAAGUAUUUUAAUAUCAAGUGUUGAUUGAGAAAUUUCACUGUAAGGAUUCAGAGAAAUGAUUUAAUAAUGUUUUUCAAAUUCCCUGCUCUUAGUUCAGGGACGUUAUUUUAUGCUGUUUGUAAAAAAAAAUUCAAGUGCAAAAAUUUGACACUACUUGGAAAGUAGUAGCAAUGACUUUAGUAGAAUUAAGAUUUUUCAAUGAAAUUUAUUAUAAUCUUUAAACAGCAUUUGCUGUGAGUUACAGAUGAAAGUUAAGGUUUAAUAUUUCUAAAAAGUUUUUAAUAUUAUGGCAGUAAUCCUUCGUAUCAUAACUUUUAGAAGUUUGAAAGCAUGUAAAGCUUAUUUAUAUAAAUUCCAAUUAAGAAACCAGAAAUUUGUACGGUUUGAUCGUAAAGCAUUAAAGCUUGUUUUGAGAUUUUUA
Molecule: messenger RNA, 1889 nt
Organism: Nematostella vectensis (starlet sea anemone)
Lineage: Eukaryota; Metazoa; Cnidaria; Anthozoa; Actiniaria; Edwardsiidae
Product: nanos homolog 1
Exons: 1
Coding region: 189-932 (247 amino acids)
Biological process (GO): oogenesis; negative regulation of translation
Cellular component (GO): perinuclear region of cytoplasm
Molecular function (GO): zinc ion binding; mRNA binding
Source: RefSeq, a predicted model, not a curated record